Molecule: messenger RNA, 1468 nt
Organism: Bactrocera tryoni
Lineage: Eukaryota; Metazoa; Arthropoda; Insecta; Diptera; Tephritidae
Gene: SCCRO4
Product: DCN1-like protein 4
Exons: 7
Coding region: 618-1355 (245 amino acids)
Biological process (GO): protein neddylation; positive regulation of ubiquitin-protein transferase activity
Cellular component (GO): ubiquitin ligase complex
Molecular function (GO): ubiquitin conjugating enzyme binding; cullin family protein binding; ubiquitin-like protein binding
Source: RefSeq, a predicted model, not a curated record
UGGACGCUUGAAAAUAUAGCAAGACGGUGUCGAGUUUGAAUAAAAUAUGGGGAGUACGCGAAAAAAGAAAACCUAUAAAUCGUAUAAAAAUGUUGGGGCAGGAUGUGCGAAUGGGUACACCAAAAGGAAGUGUCAAAAUUCAGUUAAUAACUAUUACCGAUAUAUGUGAAAUGCCUUGUAUUCUUGCCGGUGAUGUCGAGAGGAAGAUAAAUUUUGCGUCAAAGUUGUUGCUCUGUAGUUUCUCCGUAUAACGUUGUGUUGCGCUCUUUAAUUCGCAUCCGGCCUACCCAGCACUUUUGUUUACGGCGCUUGUUUGACAUUUACUACAACCACCAGCUGUGAAAAAUCCCACGCAAUUGCCUAAGUUGAAGCAUAAAGAUUUGAGCUAAUAUAACUAAAAGUGAAGGAGUCAACCUACAUUUUAUUGUAAAAGAAUCAUCCAAGGAUACAUACAGACAUAAAGUGAUUAAUGGAAAAACAACUACCGGCCUGCUAAUAAGAUUUAUAGACACAUUCAUUGGUUCAUAUUUACAUCUAAACAAAUUAUCUACAUAAAUAUCCGCUGCUCUUCUUAAAACCUAAGCGCACAUUUUUAAUAAAACAUCAAAGUGUUUGCUAUGCCCCGCGGUAAACGACGUUCUAAUCACGAUAUGGGGGGCGAAGAGGAGCGUACAACUUCCAAACGACCACGCGGUGGUUAUGCGACAACACAAAAUACCAGCAGACGUCACAUCAAGGCUGAAGACAGUUUCAGCCAAAAGCGUUGUGUAGACUGGUUUUGCAAAUACACAAACCCAGAUGAGCCAGAUACGCUAGGUCCUGAUGGUAUGGAAAAAUUCUGCGAUGAUAUUGGUGUGGAACCAGAAAAUGUUGUGAUGCUUGUGCUAGCCUACAAAAUGGGCGCUACCCAAAUGGGUUUCUUCAGCCGUUGUGAAUGGUUAAAGGGCCUCACUGAAUUAGAAUGUGAUUCUGCUGCAAAAAUGCAAUCUAAAUUAGAAUAUUUAAAAAGUAUACUCAACGAUCCAAAUGUCUUCAAAAGCAUAUAUAGAUAUGCCUACGAUUUUGCCAAGGAUUCCGAUCAGCGUAGCAUGGAUAUAAAUACAGCAAAAGCAAUGCUACAACUGCUGCUCGGCAAACAUUGGCCGCUUUACCCGCAUUUCGCGCAAUUCCUUGACCAAUCAAAGUACAAAGUUAUUAAUAAAGAUCAGUGGUGCAACAUACUCGAGUUCUCACGCACAAUUAACAAUGAAUUAACGAACUACGAUAUCGAUGGCGCAUGGCCUGUUAUGUUGGAUGAAUUCGUGGAAUGGUUACGACUGCAACGCACAUGUACGAGUUCUACAAUAUUAAGCUGAAAUUAUCUUUAAAAUACUGAAUUUAUGAUAUUAAAGCAAAAACCGGGAUUAAUUUCACAACUACAUGAAAAAAAUCAACUAUAAUGAAACUCAAGUACCACAAACAAAACAAA